Molecule: messenger RNA, 736 nt
Organism: Agrilus planipennis (emerald ash borer)
Lineage: Eukaryota; Metazoa; Arthropoda; Insecta; Coleoptera; Buprestidae
Product: monocarboxylate transporter 13-like
Exons: 5
Coding region: 56-736 (226 amino acids)
Biological process (GO): transmembrane transport; monocarboxylic acid transport
Molecular function (GO): monocarboxylic acid transmembrane transporter activity
Source: RefSeq, a predicted model, not a curated record
UGCUUCACCAGGUAUAACUGCAACAAUAAAAUUACUUCAUUCGAAUCAUAGCGUAAUGUCUGGUACCACUAUCAAUGAAAACAAACGUACGAGAAAACUGUCGUAUAUUACUCCAGACGGCGGUUAUGGUUACGUUGUUGCUGCAGCUUUAAUGAUAUUUACAUGUGUAACAUUUGUGCCAAAUACCUGCUUUGGAUUGAUCUAUGGAUCCUAUUUGGCUCAAAUAGGUGAUGAAACAAGAUCUGUUACUACAGUCACAUCCUUCUUCAACACUGCAUUUCAUUUUUCUGGAAUCUUUACAAACCUUCUACUUCAAAAAUGUUCAGAGAGAACUGUGGCAUUGAUAGGAGCUUUGAUGAUUUUUGGGGCAAACUUAGGGACAAUAUUUGUAACCACUGUGGAACAUUUGGUUAUGACAUAUGCUGUAAUACAAGGAUUGGGGAUUGGAAUUUUCUUAGCAGCUAUACUAACAGUUUUUAAUUUGUAUUUCGACGAAAAGAAAAAAGUUGUCAUGGGCGUGGGCCAAUCUUUUACAGUUAUGAUCACAAUUUUUUAUCCAAUGUUCGUUAAGAAUUUAUUGGAUGCAUACGGUUUUCGAGGAACGGUAGCAAUUUUAGCAGCAAUUAGUUCGCAUGUUAUACUUGCGGCUGUAUCACUUCAUCCUGUUAAAAUGCAUAUGAAGAAAGUUGUUAUGACCGAUAUGGAAAUAGAAUUUGAUUUAAGGCAAGAAUGUUAA